Messenger RNA from Drosophila mauritiana, 1205 nucleotides. RefSeq names its product GPALPP motifs-containing protein 1. NCBI's taxonomy places the organism in Eukaryota, Metazoa, Arthropoda, Insecta, Diptera, Drosophilidae. The record is from RefSeq and is a predicted model, not a curated record. The transcript is spliced from 3 exons. The coding region runs from base 111 to 1154 and encodes 347 amino acids.
UUGCCAGUGUGUACACACUCCGUAGCCGGCGAAAAGCGAAAAGCGAAGAGCUCGACCGAGAAGCAUCAACUCCAUCCAACAGAAGUGGAUUAACGUGCAGAAAAAAAAUCAUGUCCAGCGACGACAAUAGUAGUGAUAGCGAUUCGUCCAGCGACGAAAAGCAAAGGAAACGAAAGCUUAAGAAGCACAGCAAAGAUGUGGACAAGUCCAAGAAGAAGAAAUCAAAGAGGCACAAGAAGCGUCGCCACAAGGAGAAGAAACGCAGAAAGCUGGAGGAGGAGAAACCCGUGCCUUACUCGCAACCUCCACAUUUGUUGAAUGCAUCUCCGCCAGAUGUGGCUACAAACAACGAAGACUCAUUUGGUCCCGCUCUACCGCCGCAUUUAAAGAAGCCCCAGCAGCCGGAACUCCCUGAGCAAAGCCAAGCAGCACCACAACCGCAGGCCAUGAUAGGACCUGUCUUGCCCAGCAAUUUGGCCCGGGAAAACUCUCCUACUAAGGAAGCGGAAGCUGAGGACGAUGAUGACCUAGCUGGCACCUUUGGGCCACUGCCAAAUGCCAGUCAAGUGGCUCUGGAGGAACGUGCCUUGGCCCUUAAGUUGGCAGCUCUGGAGGGCGGCGGAUUGGGUACAUCAACAGACCAAGAUGUGCGCGAGGAGUGGAUGCUUGAGCUGCCGGAUGUGGGACUAAAGAGCGGACUUGCUGCCCUGAGCAAUAUGAAGCGUACUUUCUAUCAGGGAAAAGAGCGCCCCGACUUUAGCGAUCGAUCAUCCUGGACGAAGACACCGCAGAGUGAAGCGGAUGCUGCUGCAUCGGGCCCCAAGUCGCUCAGUUCGAAGGAACUCGAGCAAAUGGCACAGGUCAAGUACGAACAGCAGCGGGAUGACGAGCAGGAGAGCAUGGCCAAGAAGCACAAAAAGAAGCACAAGCGGGAGGAGUCCCUAGUGGAGCUGCAUCAAAAAAAACUUAGGAAAGAGCAGAGAGAAAAGGAAAAGGAACUGGCUGCAUCGGGUUCCAAGCCCGAACGAAGACCCUUUAGCAGGGAUGUGGACUUGAAGCUUAACAAGAUCGACAAGAAUCAAACCAAGCAGAUUGUGGACAAGGCCAAGAUAUUGAACACCAAGUUCUCCAGGGGUCAAGCUAAGUAUCUGUAGGUUAAAUGAACAAUAAAAAGCAGGGCGAUCCGUACCGCAUGUUAAUCUUAA